UUUUCAUUUUAUUUCAAAAUUCCGUUGUCGAUCAGGUUAAUAUUAGCGUUAACUAUACUUCGACGAUCGUGCACUAUUAGUUAGAAUGGACGGUAAAUUUUUGAUUAUUUUCCUGGGAUGUCUGUGUGUGGCAUACGCCGCCAGAUCUGCUUCUCGGCCAGUUGAUAAGCAGACGGAGAAGAUUGGCCAGGAUGCAAUGAUGACCCCGCAGAAAAACAGCCCGGCCCCAGCGGCCAAAUGCGGCAUGAGCUUUCAAAAAGUGAUUUUUAAAACUUAUCAGACGGAAGAAACCCGUAUCUUCACCGGUUUAUACACCACGUAUUAUUUUAAUGUUGACCUGCAAUUUCGUGGUGAUAAUGCCGGUGCAGGCCGUCCUAUGUUUGCCAGGAAUAAGGCGCUCGUUGUUUCCGUACCUAAAGGAAGAGGUCUAGUGACGACUGUGGACGUUAAUCCGUGCGCCUAAUUUUCUUUGUGCAUGAUACAAACAUGUACAAGAAUGAAGUGAACGUCCUUUCCGAUAGAUUGUACAUUGUUUUCUAACCACCAGCUUUACAAGUUUGAUUUCGGAACAUGUUUGGGCGAAAGGUCAUAAAUGCCAUGGAGCGUUGUGUAACAAAUGCUGUCAAACGCAUUUUCUUAACGUACUUACUAACCUUGGAAUGACUAGGACUUUCGUUGGAAAACUGAUGUCAGGAUUGUUUGUUAAUGCCAUUGCUGGAAUGUUUUGUCAAAUAAAUACCGCAUCUGAUAAAUGAAUCUCUUUGCUA
Paramacrobiotus metropolitanus is the source of this 767-nucleotide messenger RNA. RefSeq lists its product as uncharacterized. NCBI's taxonomy places the organism in Eukaryota, Metazoa, Tardigrada, Eutardigrada, Parachela, Macrobiotidae. The coding region runs from base 86 to 463 and encodes 125 amino acids. The transcript is spliced from 3 exons. The record is from RefSeq and is a predicted model, not a curated record.